This is a messenger RNA of Dufourea novaeangliae, 1458 nucleotides long. It is a transcript of the gene twf, whose product is annotated as twinfilin. NCBI's taxonomy places the organism in Eukaryota, Metazoa, Arthropoda, Insecta, Hymenoptera, Halictidae. Bases 406 to 1458 code for a protein of 350 amino acids. The transcript has 6 exons. The record is from RefSeq and is a predicted model, not a curated record. Gene Ontology annotation, biological process: positive regulation of neuron projection development; regulation of lamellipodium assembly; barbed-end actin filament capping. Gene Ontology annotation, cellular component: myofibril; actin filament; cytoplasm. Gene Ontology annotation, molecular function: actin monomer binding; actin filament binding.
UGUACGUAAAUUAAAAAGUUCACAUUGAAAAAAAGAGUGGCAAAAGAGUGGGAGGAGGGGAAUCUUGAUUGAACUGAAUGAAAUUUAUUUGUCGUAAAAACCCGCGCGGUGGCCAUUUUGCAAUUGAGGAUGCAAUUAUCUGUCUCUUUUGGUCUGCUCGCUGUUAUCUCCGUCUUUUUUAUUGAAAAAAAUCACAGAGCGUGAAAUAUAUUCGAAGUAUCCUUGACAGGUCGUUCCGUCCGCGUUCACCACCGUGACGUUCUGAUUCUAAACAGAAAUAACUCGAGAAUAUUCAUCGGAACGAGUCGAUCUGUGGUAGUUCUUCCGCGACAGAUCUCCAGAACGGUUGCGUGUUUUACCAUAAUUUUCAACGAAAGAAGAUACCCAACGAACUAUUUUUGAAUCAUGUCACAUCAGACGGGAAUCAAAGCGAAUGAUUCACUCAAGAAGCUGUUUGCCAAAUGCCGCGAUGGCAAGAUACGGGUUUUGAAAGUUUCCAUAGAAAAUGAGGAAUUAACUCCUGCUGCUUCCUCCAAGCCUGCGAACAAGUGGCAGGAUGAUUAUAAUAAAAUGAUCAAGCCUCUGAUUGUCGAGAAUCAGCCUGCAUAUAUUCUUUAUCGUCUUGACACCAAAUCUUCGGAUUCUGGUUAUGACUGGUUGUUCAUAUCAUGGUCCCCUGAUACAGCACCGGUCAGGCAGAAAAUGCUUUAUGCAUCGACCAAAGCUACCUUGAAGCAAGAAUUUGGUACAGCUUCCAUAAAAGAAGAAUUGCACGGGACUGUGCCCGAAGAUAUAACUUUGGAAGGCUAUCACAAGUAUAAAAGGAACGAUGCAGCACCAGCACCAUUAACCACCGCUGAAGAGGAAUUAGCGGAGCUCAAGAAGAAUACAGUCACCACAGAUUACAGCGUGGAAACAAGACAUCAAACAUUGAGUGGAGUUGCUUUCCCUGUGACAGACGAAGCAAAACAAGUAAUUACAGAAUUAGGCAAAGGCAUACACGAAUAUGUUCAGUUGAAGAUUGAUUUGGAGGAGGAGAAAAUACAUUUGGUCACAGCUUGCGAUGUUUCAUUGGAUAAACUGCCAACAAAGGUUCCGUCGGACUCUGCUAGAUAUCAUCUUUAUAAUUUUAAGCAUACUCACGAAGGAGAUUAUAUGGAAUGCAUAGUUUUUAUAUAUAGUAUGCCUGGAUAUAGUUGCAGCAUCAAAGAGAGAAUGUUAUAUUCAUCGUGUAAAGCACCUCUUCUAGACCUAAUUCAAUCGCUCGGAGUGAACAUAACGAAAAAACUUGAAAUAGAUGAUGGAAGUGAACUAACUGAGGGAUUUUUACAAGAGGAGUUACAUCCAAAAGUCAGUUUACAUCAGCCAAAAUUCGCAAAGCCUAAGGGUCCACCAGGCAGAGGUGCAAAACGUUUAACCAAGGUCCAAGAUUUAGGAACUUCCGACCGAGAUAGUUAA